Messenger RNA from Ascoidea rubescens DSM 1968, 1353 nucleotides. RefSeq names its product Vps75p (gene VPS75). The coding region runs from base 436 to 1287 and encodes 283 amino acids. Gene Ontology annotation, biological process: nucleosome assembly. NCBI's taxonomy places the organism in Eukaryota, Fungi, Ascomycota, Saccharomycetes, Ascoideales, Ascoideaceae. Gene Ontology annotation, molecular function: histone binding; chromatin binding. The transcript is spliced from 2 exons. The record is from RefSeq and is a predicted model, not a curated record. Gene Ontology annotation, cellular component: nucleus; chromatin.
CUAUUCCAAAAUGUCUAUCUCUGUUCCUGUUUCUGCUGAUGUCAACUUUGACUGUACUUGCUGCUCAUGCUGUCCAGAAAACGCUACUUCUUGCAACCUCUGCGAAUGUUGCAAAGAUGGCUGUGAUAAAUAAUGGAACAAACUCCAAAUUAUAUAAUUAUUGAAAUGUUGAUUCUGAUAAAAUGAAAAAUCGCUACCAAAGCUAAUUAAAUAUUAUUUCUAUAAGUAAUACACUUUGAAAAACCUAAUUUUGCUGUAGAUCUCGAUAAUUUGUUUCUCUGAGCGAGAACUGAACUUGCAACAGUUUUGUUUUUCUCAGCGCUCAUAACACAGUAUUUCUUUUUGUUUCUUUUCAAAACUCCAGCUUCAGAACCAAAACCCAUUCUUCACAAUCGAUAAUCUCUUUCAAGAUAUCUGUAGAAUUGUUUGAUAGCCAUGAUUUCAAGAGAGCAAGUUCAAGAUCAAAAAAUAAGAUCGUUGAAAGGUCUAUAUGAAUGUGAAGAUUUAAUGGAAAAAUGUGAAAAAGAAACAGAGAUAUUUAGACUAAAAAAUUUAACCACUUUUUUUCAAAAACGUCUGAGGUAUAUUUCUGAUAUUGAAAAAUUUUGGUAUACAGUUUUAACACAAAAUGAAGAUUUCGAAGAAUAUAUAAGACCAGAAGAUUCAAAAUAUUUGGAAUAUCUCAAACGUUUACACAUCAAUUGGGAUGUACUAAAUAAUCCACAAAGUGAUAUUGGUGACUUUUCAAUUGAGUUUGAAUUUGUUAGUAAUGAUAAUAAUUUUAAAUCUCAAAUAAUUAAGAAAAUUUUUAAAGUCGAAAAAACUUCAAAAAUCCACAAUAACAACAGUAAAUUAGAAACAUCUAUCUUGACUUCUGUACUUGCAAAAUUCGAUUGGCCAAAAGAUUAUAAUGACCUACCUCCUCAAAUCAAAAAAUUGAGUUUUUUUUCAUUUUUUGAUUGGACUGGAAAAAAUGAAGAAAAUGAAUUUAAAAGUGGCGAUGAUUUAGCAAGGUUGUUUUCCGAAGAUAUCUAUCUAAACGCUAUUAAAUAUUAUGUUGAUGCUCAAAAAGAUAGUUUGCAAGAUGAAAUAAUUAAUGACAGCGAAAGUGAAUUGGAACUAGAUGCCAAUGAAAGUAGUGGAUUUGAUUUUAAUGGGGGAAAUGAGACUGAUACUGAGAUUGAAAAUAAUGAUAUACAUCAAACCCACAUAAAUAAAAGACCCAGAGAUGUUAUUGAGGUUUCUCAUGGACUGACAAAAUAUGUUAAAUUACAGAAAACAAAGUAAUUAUUUUUUAUCCUAUAAUAAUUCUGAAUGAAGUUAGCUAUAGUUAUUUGAAUGAGUAAAGCUUUU